CAGCCCGCCCCAGCCGGCGGCAGCUCCGGGCGGCGGCUCCUCCCCCGUGGCCGCCCGGCAGCAUGGCGGCGGCGGUGGAGACCCGCAGAGUCUGCGAGACCGCCGGCUGCAGCAGCGAGGCCAAGCUGCAGUGCCCCACCUGCCUCAAGCUGGGCAUCCAGGGUUCCUACUUCUGCUCCCAGGAAUGCUUUAAGGGAAGCUGGGCCACUCACAAGUUACUACACAAGAAAGCAAAAGAUGAAAAAGCUAAGCGUGAAGUUUCCUCCUGGAGCCUGGAAGGUGACAUUAACACAAAUCCCUGGUCUGGUUAUCGGUACACUGGUAAACUCAGGCCACACUAUCCACUGACGCCAACAAGACCUGUGCCAAGUUAUAUUCAGAGACCGGAUUAUGCUGAUCACCCACUAGGAAUGUCUGAAUCAGAACAAGCUUUAAAAGGAACCUCUCAAAUAAAAAUACUGUCAUCUGAGGAUAUAGAAGGGAUGCGAGUAGUGUGUAGGCUUGCUAGAGAAGUAUUGGAUGUUGCUGCCAUGAUGGUAAAACCAGGAGUAACUACUGAAGAAAUUGAUCAUGCUGUCCAUUUAGCUUGUAUCGCAAGAAAUUGCUAUCCUUCCCCUUUGAAUUAUUAYAAUUUCCCCAAGUCGUGUUGUACGUCAGUGAAUGAAGUGAUCUGUCAUGGAAUUCCUGACAGGAGGCCAUUGCAGGAGGGAGAUAUUGUUAAUGUGGAUAUUACAGUCUAUCGCAAUGGCUACCACGGAGAUCUGAAUGAGACGUUCUAUGUUGGAGAAGUGGAUGAGGGUGCCAGGAGGCUUGUACAAACAACUUAUGAGUGCCURAUGCAAGCCAUCGAUGCAGUAAAACCUGGUGUUCGGUACAGAGAACUGGGGAACAUAAUUCAGAAACACGCUCAAGCAAAUGGAUUUUCAGUGGUUCGGAGCUACUGUGGGCAUGGAAUCCAUAAACUUUUCCAUACAGCUCCUAACGUGCCACACUAUGCCAAAAACAAGGCAGUUGGAGUCAUGAAGCCAGGUCAUGUAUUUACAAUUGAACCAAUGAUCUGUGAAGGGGGUUGGCAGGACGAGACCUGGCCCGACGGUUGGACUGCAGUAACGAGGGACGGGAAGCGCUCGGCGCAGUUUGAGCACACGCUGCUGGUCACRGACACAGGCUGCGAGAUCCUAACCCGGCGCCUGGACAGCAUUCGCCCCCACUUCAUGACCCAGUGAUAGCCCACACUCAGCAGGUGCAUCCGAACGAUAAAUAUAUCUAUUUUUUGCCCCCGUACUAUGCAUUUUUUUAAGARUACAGAAUAGAAAGGUUUCACCAUUUACUUUGUUCUCAGUGAUUGUAGAUAAGAGGAAUAUCUCGAAGAACCUGACCCAGUGUCUGCAAAAGCGAAGAAUUUAAAGAAUUUCCUGCUUUCCUCCUACCUACAACACUCACRCUGUACUUUCCUUUUUUCUUCAAUUAUCUCUUUAGCACCUUUCUUCCAAUUAAACCCACAAUUGCUUCUGUUGCUGCCAUGAUAUUAGCUAGAAAAGCGUGGGUAAGCUUUCCCACUGGGACUUGAUAUUUUGGGAUCCAGGUUUUUUUCACCAUUUCAGUGUGUCCUGUCACUCUUGGUUUGUGAGUGGCACUUGAGAUUUCAAGCAUUUCUUAUUCCAAAGACUUGCUCCUGCUUYGGCAGAUACUGUUCUGGGCCUUGUUUGUUUAUCAGUUGAGAAGGGGGMAGAAGGGAGAACAUGCACAUACAAAAGCAGGCUACCAUUAAUUCUGCCCCCAUGUCUGCAUUGGUGACUUCUGUGGCGAUUGCCACUGUGGGUGGCRCACUGUGUUAAUGGCAGGACUUGUUUCUCUUGCUGGAGAUUUGAUAGUAGGGCUUACAAAGUCUGUCUUAAAUGCAGCUCCCUGAAAUAAACUGCCUGUUGGUGAAGCAGUACUUGCAGGCAGCCUCCUGCUCCAAGAGCUUGGUGAAGCUGAUAUAUCAGACUUGCCUAGGUAAAGGAAUGAACCAAGAACCAAAAAGAUCCCACGAUUCAUGGGAUCCCUAUGUGUGUUAGUGGUGGAACAUUCUUUAAAAGUACAUCCACAGUAGCUGUGGGGGAUUGGAUUUGCAAGAUUUACAGUGAAGUAUCUCAAAACAAGUCUGAGUGUGUGAAAAUGAAAUAUGUUCAAUGCUGUAUUCAUUUUCUUUUGAUGAUUUUUAAACGGGUCAUUAUUUUCCCCCUCAAUUGAGCGGGAAAGCUUCAGGCUUUUGGAAAGUCUUAGGGGGGCAGCUAUGAGAAUUGAACCUUUUCUCCUCAGACGGGGUAUAGAGUGGGCAAUGUUAGUAUAUAUACCCCCUUAUAUUCUGUUAAUGGGUCAUGGCGAGCUGAAAACUGUUAUGUUAAGGAGUGUGGAUUGAUUAAGCCUCUCUUCUCUCUAGCCUUUCUUUUUCCAAUGCCCACUUCCCUUCCAUCAUCUUUGGUGUCUCUGCUGAGGGAAUUUAUUUUUUCUUCUGAAUUGUAAUGAAAAAUUUUUCAGACCCCAUUGUAGACUUCAUCUUACACCACGGUAACGCAAGAAAUACUUAAAACCAACACAGACAUUAAAUCAUACAAUCAUGGGCAUAAAAUACACCUCGUGAAAGAUGUCUGGUGAAUUUGUUGCCACAGACCCAAGAAUAUGAAGUGCUGCAUACCCUUAGCUUCCCUUGGCACUGCAGAAUUUAGGUGAGGGAAAGGGGUUAAAGCUUCAUAGAAUUGGAUUCRUCUACUCCCAAAUUUGCCAGAAAAUGUCCUCUCUGCCCUGAGUGCCUCAGACCUCUGUUGCUGUAAGAGUAUCACUGCAAUGUUUUCAUUACCUUUAUUCUUAUUUUUAAUUAUGCAGUAAAGUGACCUGAAAUGAUGCACAGAGAGUGUGUGUGCGUGUGUAUGCAUGUGUGCUUAGAGAUUUUUAACCAAACAGACUGUAGUACUUGAGUGGGAUUACCUGUGCAGAAUGAGAUGUGUUGAAGAGAUGCCUGUCCUGGAGGUUUGCCCACCAUAUCCUUCACUUGAAUGGUUACAACAGUCUUGCCUUUUCUAUCUGUGUGCGUAUGAUGUGGGGGGUGGGUGGCUUCAUUUUUGGUCUAUAAAAUAAAAGUUGCAGCUGC
Malurus melanocephalus (red-backed fairy wren) is the source of this 3133-nucleotide messenger RNA. RefSeq names its product methionyl aminopeptidase 1 (gene METAP1). The transcript has 11 exons. Lineage: Eukaryota; Metazoa; Chordata; Aves; Passeriformes; Maluridae. Gene Ontology annotation, molecular function: metalloaminopeptidase activity. The coding region runs from base 63 to 1226 and encodes 387 amino acids. The record is from RefSeq and is a predicted model, not a curated record. Gene Ontology annotation, biological process: proteolysis.